This is a messenger RNA of Medioppia subpectinata, 444 nucleotides long. NCBI's taxonomy places the organism in Eukaryota, Metazoa, Arthropoda, Arachnida, Sarcoptiformes, Oppiidae. The record is from the annotation of a GenBank genome assembly.
AUAUUUGGCGAUAAAUUAUUGCCAAUUAAACCGUCGAUAGCUCUAGACAAAGGAGAAUUCAGGAAAAACAUUAGUCUACUGUUUGGCACGUGUAAUGACGAGGGAUCGGGAUUUGUAUCAAACUUGGGAUUUAGUGAAUUGAGUGCCAGCAGUCCAGACGAUUCUCUUAAUCUCUCGAAAGCAAGACUUCUCAUACAAUUAAUAUUUCAAGUGAUGAAAGUCUCUUACGCUAAAGAUAUCGUCGAUUUUUAUACCAAACAUUUGACGGAUGCGGACGGAGUGAAACUGAAGCACGCGGUGGCCAACGCUUUUGGUGACUAUCACUUGACGUGUCCGACAAUCAAAUUUGGAUCCAAAUUGUCGACUAAUAGCAGAGCAUAUGCUUAUAAAUUAACAUUUAGUACAAGAGAUAACUGGACGGGUGUUCAACACGGAGAUGAUAUU